This is a messenger RNA of Oncorhynchus mykiss (rainbow trout), 4582 nucleotides long. RefSeq names its product mitochondrial inner membrane m-AAA protease component AFG3L1. Gene Ontology annotation, molecular function: ATP-dependent peptidase activity; zinc ion binding; ATP binding. Gene Ontology annotation, cellular component: membrane; m-AAA complex. The record is from RefSeq and is a predicted model, not a curated record. Gene Ontology annotation, biological process: mitochondrial protein processing. Lineage: Eukaryota; Metazoa; Chordata; Actinopteri; Salmoniformes; Salmonidae.
CUCAAUGGUCAAACUCUGGACGACGUUCUUGCAUUUAAAAGCCAAGUACUGUGGCUGUUAUUUAAUAUUAUGACACCGUUGAAGUGUAAGGGGACACCAUAUCAAGAAAAUCAGAUAUUAUUUCUCAGAGUGGACGGCAAGUGGCAGCCAGAGAAUGGCUCAAAUGUUGGUGCUUCUCUCGACGGCUGCUUUGCCUUUACGGAUCGCAGUAAAACCUUGUGUACGCAGUUCAGUGGUGUCGGCAAAGAAUGUAUCUGUGCUGCCCGUCUACCGUGGCUGUUCUGUCAGGAUUCUUGCACAAAAUAAGUUGUCAUCUCAUGGAUUAUAUUCAUCUCAUGGACUACUUUACUCUGCUGAGCCUCCAAAAGGGAAGGAAUCACGUGGCAGGGGAGGCCGUCGAAGUGGCAGGAAAAGAGCAGGGGAAAAUUGGUGGAGCCGCAUGAAGAAGGGAGACAUCCCAUGGGAUGAGAAGGAGUUCCGUGCCCUGGCAAUGUUAGUAACUGGGAUAUCAUCUGCCGCACUCUACAAUCAGUUCAGUGACACAGCAAAGGAGAUCACCUGGAAGGACUUUGUCCAUCAUUACCUUGGCAGAGGAAUGGUUGACCGUUUAGUGGUUGUCAACAAACAGUAUGUGAGAGUCAUUCUAUUACCAGGAGCUGAUGAGAGCCAAGUGUGGUUUAACAUCGGUAGUGUGGACACCUUCGAGAGGAACUUGGAGGUGGCUCACGAUGAGCUGGGCGUGGAGUCCUCUCAUAGGACAGCUGUUGUGUACAGCUCAAAUCGUGACUGGACAUUAUUGAUGCACGUGAUCUCCACCCUGGGGCUGAUUGGUUUCCUGCUCUUCUCCCUGCGACGGAGACCAAUGGGAGGUGGUGAUUGGACCGACUUCACCCAAUCCAGCAUAAGCGAAUCACCAGCGAAGAUGAUGGACAACAUAAACACCAAGUUCAAGGAUGUUGCCGGCUGUGAGGAGGCCAAGCUGGAGAUCCUGGAGUUUGUUAACUUCCUGAAGAACCCCCAGCAGUACCUGACCCUGGGGGCCAAGAUCCCAAAGGGUGCUGUGCUCUCUGGACCUCCAGGCACAGGCAAGACCCUGCUGGCCAAAGCCACAGCAGGAGAAGCCAACGUCCCCUUCAUCACAGUCAAUGGCUCAGAGUUCCUGGAGAUGUUUGUGGGUGUUGGGCCUGCCAGGGUGAGAGACAUGUUUACCUUGGCCCGGAAGAACGCCCCUUGUAUCCUGUUCAUAGAUGAGCUAGACGCGGUGGGCCGCAAGAGGGGCGGGGGAGAUUUUGGGGGCCAGAGUGAGCAGGAGAACACUCUCAACCAGCUGCUAGUGGAGAUGGAUGGGUUCGAUACCAGCACUAACGUGGUUGUCCUGGCGGGUACCAACAGACCGGACAUCUUGGAUCCUGCACUCAUGAGGCCUGGUAGAUUUGACAGGCAGAUUUACAUAGGCCCACCUGACAUCAAAGGCAGAGCGUCCAUCUUCAAAGUGCACUUACAGCCCAUUAAACUGGACCCUGCUAUGGCCAAAGACGGAUUGGCCAGGAAGAUGGCUGCCGCCACACCAGGCUUCACUGGAGCCGACAUAGCUAACGUGUGCAACGAAGCUGCCCUAAUCGCUGCUAGACAUCUCAACCCACAUGUGGAAGGAAAACACUUUGAGCAGGCCAUCGACAGGGUCGUCGGCGGUCUUGAGAAGAAGACCCAGGUGCUGCAGCCCAAUGAAAAGAAGACUGUAGCAUACCAUGAGGCUGGACAUGCAAUAGUGGGCUGGUUCUUGGAACAUGCUGACCCACUGCUGAAGGUGUCCAUCAUCCCCAGAGGGAAGGGGUUAGGGUAUGCCCACUACAUUCCCAAGGAACAGUACCUGUACACGCGGGAGCAGCUGUUAGACAGGAUGUGUAUGAUGCUGGGAGGACGUGUGGCUGAACAGGUCUUCUUUGAGAAAAUCACCACAGGAGCUCAGGAUGACCUGAAGAAGGUCACCCAGUCAGCCUAUGCACAGGUAGUGCAGUUCGGGAUGAGUGAGAAGGUAGGCCACGUGUCGUUUGACCUGCCUCAGCAGGGGGAGAUGGCGAUGGAUAAACCUUACAGCGAGGCCACGGCAGAGCUCAUAGACCAGGAGGUCCGAGACCUGGUGGACAGCGCCUACCAGAGGACCAUGGAGCUCAUUAUGGACAAGAGGGAGUGUGUGGACAUGGUGGGGAAGUGUCUCCUAGAGAAGGAGGUCCUGUACAAGGCGGAGCUGCUGGAGCUGCUGGGGCCACGGCCGUUUAAGGAGAAGCUGACAUAUGAGGAGUUUGUGGAGGGGACUGGCAGUUUUGAAGAGGACGCCAGCCUGCCAGAGGGCCUGAAGGACUGGAACCAGGAGAGGGGACGUAGCUGAGGAGCCUGCCCCAGUUAAGGAGAAACGGGACCAAUAGGCAGGACAUCCAGUGACUGGCGACCUCUUAACCUAAAACCUAUCUCAGCACAACACGCAUCACUUCAAUCAUGUAGCCUAGGCAGAAGGGAGGGUUUGGGUGGACUUAGCAUAGUACAGUGUCCAGGGACCUAUUUAUCGGAGUUCAAAGCAAACUUUCAAGCCCAAAUUCAGAUCUUUCAUUCCCAUUUUUGGGGUAAGCCACAUUUUACUCAAAGGAAAAAUAUGAUUGACAGUGGAUGCAUUGAUUUGCUCUUUUUUUAGGACUUUGAUUUACUUCUCUCUCCACAUAUGUUUCAUAUGUUUGUCAUAACUGAAUCAUGUACAGUCGGGUACAAAAUGAUUGGCACACUUGAUGAAGAUGAGCAAAAAAUACUUUAUAAAAUAAAUGCAUAGUGAGCUAUAUUUUUAUGGGACUUUUUUUAUAAUACAAUUGCUCCCAGAAGGGUAAUCAAAAUUAUUUGCACCCUGUUUUUCAAUACUGUUGAAUAUCUCACCUAAGGGCACUGAACCUUUUUUUCCUAAAAUGUUUUAUGAGAUUGGAGAACAUAUUUGGAGUGAUCUUAGACUAUUACUCCAUACUGAAUCUUCCCAGAUCCUUGAUAUUCUUUGUCUGCCCUUAUGGACUCAAUUCAAACCACAGAUUUUUUGAAUGGGGUUCAAGUCUGGAUACUGAGUUGGCCAUGUCAAAAUGUUGAUUUUUGUGGUCAAUUAACCAUGUUCUUUUGUGGAAUUUGAUGUGUGCUUGGGGUUAUUGUCUUGCUGGAAGAUCCACUUGUGGCCAAGUUCAAGCCUCCUGGCAGAGGCAGCCAGGUUUUUGGCUAAAAUGUCCUGGUACUGGGUGAAUUUCACUGCACCAUUGACCUUAAUAUCUUACACAAGGUAUGGGGUUCAUUCUUUUGACACCAAAGCACCACGGGUGUGCGUGGCCAAACAGCCUCAGUAUUUUUAUCUUUUCUCAUCUUUAUCAAGGGUGCCUAUCAUUUUGGACCUGACUGAACAUCUGCACCAUAAGACCAGAUUGUUUUGAUAUGUUCAGCUAUUUAUUUAAAAAGGGACUUCCUCCCUGUAAAAUGAAAUUCACAACUGUAUUUGUUUCCUUCCCUCAAAUGAAGGCUACAUUUCUAAUCUUGUUCAUCUUUAUCUACCAAUGACAGAGUUACUGGUUAUGAAAUAUGCACUGCUUAGAGUAUUCAUAUCGUAGUUCAUCAAAAUGCCAGAAAUAUACUUCCUUAGAUGUGUGGCCAUUUGCACUGCCUCCAUCUCUCAGGCUUGCAAUUGUAGGGUGUGAAAGCUUAAAGGGAUACUUCAGGAUUUUGGUAAUGAAGCCCUUCAUUUAGUUUCCAGAGUCAGAUUAAUUGUCUGAUUUCAGUUUGAAAAAAGUUGCUAACUAGCAUUAGUGCAAUGCCUUGAAGUCUAUGGUAAUUGCUAGCAUGCUAGUAGAUUUCAUAGACUUCCAGUCAUUGCGUUAAUGCUAGUUAGCAUUGGCUCGCGAAACUACCUCUAACUUCUUUCAUACUGGAUGCAAAGACAUAAAUGGUGUCCGUGAGUUCAUCAAACUCCGGCGACGUAGACAAAGGGCUCCGUUGUUCAAAAUCCCGAAGUAUCCCUUUGACCACAAAUUAUAACUGACUAUGCUCAGCGAGUUUGUUUUUAAGGAUGCUAUGCUGCUCCAGGAGUGCGCUACUGUACAUUUUUCAACAGCACAUCUACAGAAUUAUAAACAAGUUGCUACCUCACUUCAAAGCGAUGUAUUAAACUCAAUUGCCUUCGUAUAGGUUUGUGACAAUUUCCUGUAUGUCAGUACUAUAAAUGUUUCCACCAUUUUAACUGAUCAGCACGGAAGAUUCCUAAUAGUUUAUAAUUAUUGAUUUAAUACUCCAGUAUUGUAAAUAUGUUUGCAUAAAAUGUAUGUGUUGCUGGUGGUUUGGCUUGUGUGCACUUACCACUUUAACAGGCAAAUGUACCUUAUGUUCUCCAAUUACUGGGGACAAAGUAGUUUUCCAUUUGGAUUAUAAAUAAGAUGCUGUGUAUGAAGGCAAUGGGUAUACUACCAUGUAUAAAGCAUGUUUUUGUUUACUCUGCUUACUGCCACCAACCAUCUGCUUGUAAUUUCACAACUUUUAAUGUUACUUUCAAUAAACUGUUUGCAUUUGA